AUGGCACUUGCUCUCAAUAAACUAUCAUCCCUUCCCAGUCCCAACAACCGUGAGCCAAUGCUUGAUAUAUCUAGGUUUGUUGAUAGUGAACUGAAGAACAUGAGUGAUAUACAACAGAAGCUAGCCAAAAAACUAAUAUGCAAUGUUCUUCACAUGGCAGCAAUCCCUAAGCAUUGGGAAGAGGAGGUCAAGGCCCAGCUUGACGAAGACGUUUGGAAGGGCGUGAUAGAUCCAGUCCUGGUAGGGGAUGCAACGGAGUGGUGUGCAAGGAUGGUCGUGGUAGCCAAGAAAACGGGCCAACCUCGCUGCACAGUAGACUUCCAGCGCAUCAAUGCCCACUGUCUCCGGUAUGCCCCCGUAGAUGGUGAAGCCCUUGCAGUCACCUGGUGCUUGCGGAAGGCCAGGUUGUUCCUACUUGGUUGCCCAAAUCUCACCAUCAUCACGGACCACCGUCCACUUGUCAAGCUGCUGGGUGAUAGGGCUCUUGAGGACAUCAUCAACCCAAGAUUGUUCAACCUGAAGGAGAAGACACUCCAGUUCAAGUUUCAUAUCAAAUACCUGCCCGGAAAAAGGAACACUGCUGUGGACUUUCUCUCAAGGUACCCGACCGUGCGAGCACCCCACGAAGCUUCUGACGUGGAGUUGGAGGACGACAUUCAAGUGGCAGUGGCAUAUGCAACUGUUGCCGCCUUGGAACCGGACAUCAUCGAGUUGGAUGAAGACUACGUCAGGAGCGCUGCAUCUAACAACUCAGUGUAUCAGCUCUUGCUUGCUAGAGUUGCAGCGGGCGAUUGGCCCCAACAGAAGUCACAAGAAAUCUCCUGCCUUCGUCCCUUCUUCGGCGUUCGGGAUAGGCUAGCCAUCAACCAGGAUCUGGUGACAUACUCGGUGGACCAAGGAUGCAUACGUUUGGUUAUCCCUGAAGAUUUACGCCAUCAGGUAGCCACUAACCUACACACAGGACACCAAGGCCUCGACUCUCUGCUUAGGAGGGCCAAGCAGUCAGUCUACUGGCCGGGAAUAGAAGGAGACCUUCAGCAUCGCCGUGCCCAAUGCACCUCAUGUAAUGAACACGCCCCUUCACUGCCUCCUGAAGAAAUGAUACACACGCCGCCAGCAGAAUACCCCUUCCAGCAAGUCGUCGCAGAUAUGUUCCAAAUAGAGGGCAAUGUAUACAUGGUAACAGACAGACUAACCGGUUGGUUAGAAGUAGCUCACUUCCCCUGUGGUGCCACGUCCAACAAAAUAAGCAAUCACCUUCGAUCCGAUUUUUCACGUUGGGGAGCCCCAGAGCAAAUAUCGACUGACGGAGGUACAAACUUGGCCAGCGAGGAGAUGGUUGCCUUCUUCAGGAGAUGGGGAGUCAAGGUCCGUCUGUCGUCAGCCCAGUAUCCCCAGUCCAACGGCAGGGCAGAAGCAGCUGUCAAAUCGGCAAAGAGGCUACUCCGAGAAAACACGUCAAAAGGUGGAGCCCUUGAGUCAGACAAGAUGGCCCUGGCGAUACUCCAGUAUCUCAACAGGCCUCUGAGGGAGAUCAGCAAGUCGCCAUCUCAGCUUGCAAUGAGUCGCCAGCUGCGUGACGGGGUACCGACGGCUAGAAGACACCUGUUAGUAGACAGGUAUUGGAGACGGACAAUACGUCAAAGGGAACUACAAGUGGCAAAAUCACAAGAAGCUAUGCGCACCCUUGACACCACCAGGAGACUGCCACCCAUCAAACUAGGUACCCAUGUACGCAUAGAAAACCAGGCUACUAAGCAGAAACUAAGCCCCAUCGUUAGUACACAGUCAAGCUCAACAGGAGCAGCAGACUCUCAAAAAGGAACAGACGACACUUGA
This is a messenger RNA of Macrobrachium nipponense, 1839 nucleotides long. RefSeq lists its product as uncharacterized. NCBI's taxonomy places the organism in Eukaryota, Metazoa, Arthropoda, Malacostraca, Decapoda, Palaemonidae. The coding region runs from base 1 to 1839 and encodes 612 amino acids. Gene Ontology annotation, molecular function: nucleic acid binding. Gene Ontology annotation, biological process: DNA integration. The transcript has 3 exons. The record is from RefSeq and is a predicted model, not a curated record.